AUGGGCUGUGGGCCGGGGUCCGGGCCCGGCGGUGUGCCGGGGGCGGGACGAGGCCGGGUAGUAGGGAUCCGGUAUAUCUGGGCGGUGGGCGGAGUCGGGGCUGGGGUCGGAGCAGGGGGCGUGGCGGAGGUGGGCCGCUUCUCCCUCGCCGGCGCGGGCUCGAAACCGGGGCCCUGCCCACCUGCGGCGACCUCGCGCUCGGCGGGACCGGGCGCGGCACCUGUGGCUGCGCCCGCCGGGUCCCCCGGGCCAUGGCGCACGUGGAGGAGGCGGCUCCAAGCGCCCGCCUGGGCCGCCUGUGAGCGCGGGACCGUAGGAGGGACCCGGUGCGGCGCCGCGGGCACUAUGCCUUUCCUUCCGGAGGCGGGGGCGGCGGGGCGCGCCGUGGCCCUGGCCCUGGUGCUGCUGCUCCCCGCAAUGCCCACGGGCGCUGGCGCCCUGCUCCGCCUGCAACCCGGCAUGCCCCACGUGUGUGCGGAGCAGGAGCUGACCCUGGUGGGCCGCCGCCAGCCCUGUGUGCGGGCCUUCAGCCGCACAGUGCCCGUGUGGAGGCCGGGUUGUGGGCGGCAGGCCUGGUGUGUCAGCCAUGAGCGCAGAACCAUCUACUACACGGGCUACAGGCAGGUGUACUCCACGGAGGCCCAGACGGUGUUCCGGUGCUGCCCGGGGUGGAGCCAGCAGCCAGGGAGCCAGGGCUGCCUCUCCCCUGUGUGCAGCCCCAGCCUCUGCUUUAACGGCGGCCACUGCGUGUCCGGCUCAGCCCAGCCAUGCCGCUGUCCCCCUGGUUUCCAGGGUCCUCGCUGUCAGCAUGGUGAGUGGUGCCCACCCCAGAUGCUGGGGUCCCGGCCGUGUACCCUGGACCAUCACUGCUCCAAGCCUCAGUCAGGCCUCCACGUGGAUUUAGAGCCUGAGCACCUCUGUGGGCUGGACAGAGGUGACUCCACCCCACGCUAG
Messenger RNA from Capra hircus (goat), 954 nucleotides. RefSeq lists its product as uncharacterized. The record is from RefSeq and is a predicted model, not a curated record. Gene Ontology annotation, molecular function: protein binding. Bases 1 to 954 code for a protein of 317 amino acids. The transcript is spliced from 6 exons. NCBI's taxonomy places the organism in Eukaryota, Metazoa, Chordata, Mammalia, Artiodactyla, Bovidae.